Coccomyxa subellipsoidea C-169 is the source of this 1791-nucleotide messenger RNA. RefSeq names its product arginyl-tRNA synthetase. Gene Ontology annotation, molecular function: ATP binding; arginine-tRNA ligase activity. Gene Ontology annotation, cellular component: cytoplasm. Bases 1 to 1791 code for a protein of 596 amino acids. NCBI's taxonomy places the organism in Eukaryota, Viridiplantae, Chlorophyta, Trebouxiophyceae, Coccomyxaceae. The transcript has 12 exons. The record is from RefSeq and is a predicted model, not a curated record. Gene Ontology annotation, biological process: arginyl-tRNA aminoacylation.
AUGGCAUCGGCUGCACCUGCGCAGACUCUGGGCCAAUUCACCUCCACAGCAAAGCGUGUCCCUUCGGUCCGGACUGACCUGGCCGGUGUCUUUAGCACUGCUCUGCGGACAGCCUUCCCCAAUGUUGACAUUCAGCCAGCUGUGGCUGCCACCAACAACCGCGAUCAUGGAGACUACCAGUGCAACAAUGCCAUGGCCCUGUUUGGCCGCAUGAAGGGCAAGGAGGGCGCUCCAAAGAAUCCUCGGGAAGUUGCUACUGCUAUUCUCAAUGCGCUGCCGGACACCACAGCCAUAGAUGGCACGCCGACUUUGGCUGGCCCCGGUUUCAUCAACAUCAAGCUGAGCUCUGCAUGGCUCAGCGAGCGCAUUCAGAUCCUGGUCAAACAGCGCGCAGUGGUGGAUUUCUCAUCACCCAAUGUGGCCAAGGAGAUGCAUGUGGGCCACCUGCGAUCCACCAUUAUCGGAGACACCAUCGCGCGCACGCUGGAGUUCUGCGGCGUCGACACACUGCGUAUCAACCAUGUGGGCGACUGGGGCACGCAAUUUGGCAUGCUCAUACAGCACAUCGCAGAGACGCGGCCGGGCGGGCUCCAGGGCACCACCACAGAGGAGGUGUCGGACCUGCAGACGCUGUACAAGGCCUCCAAGGCGCGCUUUGACGCUGAGGAGGACUUCAAAGCGCGGGCGCGCGAGGCUGUCACCCGGCUGCAGUCCGGCGACCCAGAGUUCCUAGAGACAUGGAAGCGGAUCUGCGAGGCCAGCCGCAACGAGUUUGACGCCAUCUACCAUCGACUGGACGUCCACAUCUUGUGGCGGGGGGAGUCAUGGUACAACCCGCGGCUUACACCUCUUGUGGAGGAGCUCAUAGAGCGGGGGAUUGCCGAGGAGAGCGAGGGCGCCAAGGUCAUCACUGUGGAGGGUCUGAAGACACCCCUCAUGAUCCGGAAAUCAGAUGGCGGCUACGGCUAUGGGACCACCGACAUGGCCACCCUGGCUCAGCGGAUCCAUGAUGAGAAGGCCGAGUGGCUGAUUUAUGUGACGGACGAGGGCCAGUCGGGGCACUUCAAGCUGGUGUUUGGCGCGGGCAAGCGCGCCGGCAUCAUCCCCGCCAAAAAUCCACCGCGCAUCGACCACGUUGGCUUCGGCCUCGUGCUCGGCCAGGACGGCAAACGGAUCCGUACCCGUGACUCCGGCGCCGCGGUGCGGCUAGUGGAGCUGCUGGAUGAGGCCAAGGCGCGGUGUGCGGCGUCCAUCAAGGAGCGGCAGGAGACCACAAUAGAGAGGGGGGGCGAGGAACUCAGCGCAGAGGAGAUGGAAAACAUAUCCUCAGUCAUGGGCUACGGCGCUGUGAAGUAUGCCGACCUGAAGAACAACCGCGCCACCAACUACAAGUUCAACUUUGAUGAGAUGCUGGACCUGAAGGGGAACACAGCUGUCUACAUGCUGUACGCACAUGCACGGAUUGCUGGCAUCAUCCGUAAAUCCAACAAGGAUAUCAAGGAGGUGGCGCAGACUGCCCACAUCUCCUUGGACCAUGCUUCUGAGAGGGCGCUGGCGCUGCACAUAGUGCGCUUCACAGAGAUGUUGGAGGACACACUGGUCGAGCUGGCACCUAAUCGGAUCACCGAGUAUGUCUACGAGCUGUCUAACUACUUCAACACCUUCUACGUGGGAUGCAAGGUCUUGGGAGAGAAGGAGGAGGACUCGCGGCUGCUGCUGUGCGAGGCGACUGCCAUGAUCAUGCGGCAGUGCUUCCAGCUGCUCGGCAUCAAGCCCCUGUACCGCAUCUAA